AUGGAGGUGUCUACUUGCAAAAGCUUGAUGUUGCCCCUGUUGGCAAUUGUUUUGUUCAUCUCGCUAACACAGCCAGCAGUUACAGCAGCCAAAGACUCUAAAACAGCCUACACAAACUUCGUCAAAACCAAAUGCAACAUCACCACAUACCCUUCACUUUGCCAAAAAACACUAGUACCCUAUGCCUCAUCAGUGAAAAGCAACUCCACAAUACUAUGCAUAACAGCGCUUAACGUAGCCAUAAAAGGCGCACGUGAUGCCUCUGUUAUUGUCUCGAGACAGAAAGAACAGAAGGGAAUAACCCGAUAUGAAGCCGCCGCUAUUAAAGACUGCAUGGAAGAUGUCAAGGAUGCAGUGUACGAACUCAAGUUGGCUGUUGAGGCAAUGGGACAUUUAGGUGAUGAAAAUAAGGAAUUUCAGUUGGCUAAUGCCAAGACAUACGCAAGUGCUGUAAUAACAGACGCAGAUUCAUGCACUGAUGGUUUCUCCGGGCGGAAGUUCUUCAUUAUUGUGAGCCCGGGAUCGAACGCAAGCAUUUCAUUAAAGCUGUUACUGAGUCCGGGAUCACUCCUCUUAAGUGGCUCAACAAGCAGCGAUAGCCCAGUUGUAGAACCAAGGCCGCACCCCAGCAGAGUCAAGCCCGAACCAUCCCGGGAAAAUGCUCGUAGAAAUGAACCAAUCACAGUAAGACCGAGUGAAGCUGAACUCGGGAUCAAUGAUCUCGUCCAAUCACACCUCAAAUCAAGGAUAUGA
Molecule: messenger RNA, 753 nt
Organism: Nicotiana attenuata
Lineage: Eukaryota; Viridiplantae; Streptophyta; Magnoliopsida; Solanales; Solanaceae
Product: 21 kDa protein-like
Exons: 3
Coding region: 1-753 (250 amino acids)
Biological process (GO): negative regulation of catalytic activity
Molecular function (GO): enzyme inhibitor activity
Source: RefSeq, a predicted model, not a curated record